AUGAGUGGCUCUCCCGACGCUGGGGCCGAGCCAAGGAUGCCUGCACCAGGAGAACGGCAAGACCUCUACCACCAGACGUUUCCUCGCGAUGUCAUACCCCCUCUGAUGGCUGGCGUUGUGCUUGGGACGAAGCCGCCACCUUAUAUGCUCGGCUGGAGGUACAUGAACUGGGAGUUCUGCAAGCGCUUCGACAACGGCAGCUACGAGCCUCCUUCCAUUAUUUUUCGUCAGAAACUCCUACCGCGUUUCGCCGAGCAGUAUCCAGAAUUCGAUAAAGCCACCCCGAGAACUCGGCCCAUUAUCUACGUCUAUCUCCCUUUUGACCAUUGUACAGUAAUUGUGGCAACAAACGUCGAUGAGGGUGCCCAGAAUCUUGCGCGGAACAAUGCCUUCAUCGACGCUGUUAAGGAUAUCCUCAAUGAGGACCGAGAGCCCUUGUGGUAUCGCCACCCUCCGCUCGAGCGAUGA
Schizophyllum commune H4-8 is the source of this 468-nucleotide messenger RNA. RefSeq lists its product as uncharacterized. The coding region runs from base 1 to 468 and encodes 155 amino acids. The transcript is spliced from 3 exons. The record is from RefSeq and is a predicted model, not a curated record. Lineage: Eukaryota; Fungi; Basidiomycota; Agaricomycetes; Agaricales; Schizophyllaceae.